Molecule: messenger RNA, 972 nt
Organism: Penicillium bovifimosum
Lineage: Eukaryota; Fungi; Ascomycota; Eurotiomycetes; Eurotiales; Aspergillaceae
Exons: 2
Coding region: 1-972 (323 amino acids)
Source: RefSeq, a predicted model, not a curated record
AUGGCCACUCUCACCAUGACUCCCACACGUCAGCCUUUGGGCUGUUUGAACUCGCAUAUGCCGAGUUCGAACUUGAACCGCCAAAACCAACAUGUCAUGUCUAUCAAAAGCUGCAUGAAGAGCUCCAUCUUCAUCGACAAUUCCGAGAACGUAAAUCCAGCAGUGUCAACAAAGCGCAAGCGCUCCCUCGAAGAUGACGACAAGAGCAAACCUGUCAAAACAUCCCGCAUGGGCAUGGCUCUUUCCACCCGCAGCAUCAACAACUCCCCCCGUCUCUCAACCCCCUUGAAGACCUCAACCGCAACUCCCAAAUCCGCUCCAAUCCUCAAACCUGCCGGUCGCUCUCCACCUCCCAAGUCCAGCAAGUCCGCUACUCGCCGUAGCCUCAUCGCCAAGCCGCGCGCAGACCAACACAAGCGCGGCAUCGCUCGUCCCUUCUCUCUUGCUUCCGUCCUAUCUCAAUCGAAGACCCCCAAACCCACGCCCAAGACACCUGCCUCUUGGUGCUUCGACAUCCACGUCGACACCGAGCAGGAAGAAAUGACAAAUCUGAUGCAGCACUCCACUACCGUCCUGGAUAUCAGCGAUGACGAGGGAAAGACGGAUGUCUCCUCCCGUGGAAAGGAGAAUAUCCCCCCUCACGAACUGGGAAUCGAGAUCCCCCACUCCAGCUCGUCAGCUACUGCUGUUCCUGCCCCUCGCAAGGCAGAUGUGAUGGAGGAGUCCCGUUCUCCGCUGGGUGAGCUUAGGGCUGCAGAUUACUAUGCUGAGGACUGCAAUGCCUUCUCGUGUGUGGCUGUUUAUGACGAUGAGGAGCACUCGUCUGAGUUCAAGAAGACUUCUUCGCCUCUGGCGCAGACACAGGAUGAUAUCUCUUCCUCUAUCGCUUCGGUGCUGGAGGCUGUUGCGACCAAGACUGAGACCGAUCGGCAACGUGAGAGCACGGAUGAAAAUGCAAAGCCUGCGCUGUGA